UAGGGGAGUGCAAGGAAGGCUUUGUUUUGGAUGAAUGGCUGGAGAGUUUCUCAGGAAGAUCUCAAGAGACUCUUUCUUUCCCGAAUGAGCUGCCUGCCACAGCAGUUGUAGAGAAGACAGCUGGGGAAUUCCAGGGGUUCUCUUUGGAAAAUGCCAAGAAUGAAGAUGCUGAAGGAAAGUUGGGAGAUGGAGAUGGACCACAGAGGCAGAUGGAAAGCCAUGCAGGGAAAGAUCAGCAGAAUGAGGAUAAGGAACAGCAUCCACUAUUGCCAGAUGUAAUCCAGAAUGAAGAUAUGAAGGGAAACUUCAGGAACCAUGGAAGACCCAAGAGGCAGAAAGGCAGCCACAUGGUCGAGAAGAGGGACAAACCUAUUCCUUGUCAAAGGGAGGAUUUCCAAGAAGUCAUUCACAUGGUGGAGGAUACAGACAAGGUCUUGGAGUGUGGAAGGAACAUCUCAGAUCAAACCCAAUAUAAGGUUCAUUUAGAAAUGCAUAGUGGAAAGAGCAGCCAUGAAUGCUUGGAGAGUGGAAAGACCAUGAUUGGCAGAGCAGAGCUUUGUAGACCUCAAAGAACACAUAUAGGAGAGAAACCUUAUAGGUGCUCAGACUGUGGCAAGAGCUUUUCAGAGAAAUCAGACCUUAUUCAGCACCAAAAGGUUAAUUCAGGGGAAAAGCAAUUUAUCUGCUCAGAGACUGGAAUGGCAUUCUCUGAUGGAAGAAAGCAUAAUGUAAGCUUCCCAAAAGCCAAUAUAACAAAGGCACAUAAAUGCUUUCAGUGUGGAAAGUACUUCAGAUAUAGAUCACACCUCAUUGCACACCAAAAGGUCCACAGAGGGGAGAAACCAUUUGAAUGCUCAGAGUGUGGGAAGAGAUUCAGUCAGAGUGGCCAUCUUAAAGACCAUCAACGAAUUCACACAGGGGAGAAGCCUUUUCAGUGCUCAGAGUGUGGGAAGAAAUUCAUGCACAGUGGCCGUCUUAAAGAUCAUCAACGAAUCCACACAGGGGAGAAGCCUUUUGAAUGCUCAGAGUGUGGGAAGAGAUUCAGUCGGAGUGGCACUCUUCAAAAGCAUCUAAGAACCCACACAGGGGAAAAGCCCUUUGAAUGCCCAGAGUGUGGGAAGAGAUUCAAUCAGAGUGGCACUCUUGAGCAUCAUCUAAGAACUCACACAGGGGAGAAGCCUUUUGAAUGCUCGGAGUGUGGGAAGAGAUUCAGUCGGAGUUGCACUCUUCUACAGCAUCAACAAAUCCACACAGGGGAGAAGCCAUUCGAAUGCUCAGAGUGUGGGAAGACAUUCUGUUGGAGUGCCUCUCUUCAACAGCAUCAACAAACUCACACAAAAGAGAAACCCUUUGAAUGCUCAGAGUGUGGAAAGUGUUUCAGUUCUGGUAGAAUUCUUCAAAGUCAUCUAGGAACCCACACAGGGGAGAAGCCUUUUAAAUGCUCUGAUUGUAGGAAGAGUUUCAGUUCUAGCAGCAUUCUUCAACGUCAUCUAAGAACCCACACAGGGGAGAAGCCUUUUAAAUGCUUGGAUUGUGGGAGGACAUUCAGUCGGAAUAGCCAUUUUCAAGAGCAUCAAAGAACCCACACUGGGGAGAAACCGUUUGAGUGCUCAGUGUGUGGGAGGACAUUCAGUCAGAGUAGCCAUUUAAAACAACAUCUAAAAACCCAUACAAGAGAGAAGCCCUUUGAAUGCUCAGACUGUGAGAAGGCAUUCAGUCGGAGAGCCACUCUUCAACAGCAUCAGAAAACCCACACAGGGGAGAAGCAUUUUGAAUGCUCAGAGUGUGGGAAGAGAUUCACUCGGUGUGGCACUCUCCAAGAGCAUCAAAGAACUCACACAGGGGAGAAGCCCUUUGAAUGCUCAGAAUGCGGGAAGAGAUUUAUUUCAAGUGGUACUCUUCAAAGGCAUCAAAGAAGCCACACAGGGGAGAAGCCGUUUGAAUGCUUAGAUUGUGGGAAGAGAUUCAGCCACAGUGCCAGUUUUCAAGAGCAUCAAAGAAGCCACACAGGGGAGAAGCCGUUUGAAUGCUUAGAUUGUGGGAAGAGAUUCAGCCACAGUGGCAAUUUUCAAAAACAUAAACGGACUCACACAGAGGAGAAGGCCUUUGAAUGCUCAGAGUGUGGGAAGAGAUUCAAUCGGAGUAGCACUCUUCAACAGCAUCAACAAACCCAUACAGGGGAGAAACCCUUUGAAUGCUUAGAAUGUGGCAGAAGAUUCUGUCGGAAAGGCACUCUUCAACAGCAUGAAAGAACCCACACAGGGGAGAAGCCCUUUGAAUGCUCAGUGUGUGGGAAGAGAUUCACUCGGUGUGGCACUCUCCAAGAGCAUCAAAGAACUCACACAGGGGAGAAGCCCUUUUAAUGCUCAGAAUGUUGGAAGAGAUUUAUUUCAAGUAGUAAUCUUCAAAAGCAUCAACGAACCCACACAGGAGAGAAACCCUUUGAAUGCUCAGAGUGUGGGAAGAGAUUGAGUCAGAGUGGCCAUCUUAAGGAUCAUCAACAAACCCACCCAUGGGAGAAGACCUUUGAAUUUGCCAACUGUAGGAAGAGAUUCUGUCAAAGUGGUGGUCUUCAACAGCAUUAACAAAUGCACACAGAGGAGAAGCCUUUUGAAUGUUCAGAAUGUUGGAAGCAAUUUGGGGAGAAUGCCACUCUUCAACAGCAUUUACUGGAGAAGAAGCCCAAGCUAGAGCAUGGGAAGAGAUUUCAUUCACAGUAGUAGUCUUCAACAGAUUGUAAGAACCCAAACAGGGGAGAAGCCUUUUGAGUGUAAGAAAAGAAUCAGUUGUGGUAGCACUCUUUGAAAAGAUUUAAACCACACAGGCUAGCGUCGUUCAGUCAUCCUUCAAUAUCAUCAAAGAACCCACUAGUGGUGUGCUAAAGAAAUAUGUGGGUUUUCCGCUCCUAGAUUUGGGCCAGGUGGACCUGAAAAAUUGCAGCAUUCUCAAGUAUUUCUGAAUCCCUAUAUUGGUUUUGUAUUGGGUAAAUAUUUUGGGAAAACUUAGUUUAUUUGGCUCUGAUAUACCCUAUGUGGAUUGUCUCUGUGGAGUUUAUUGGAGAAUUUUACUUGGUGAGUUGUGCUGCUGCAAAAAGGCGAGUUUCACAGUAUGGAGCACCAAACAGAUCAAAACUGUAUAUGAAUGCAGAUAUAAUAAUGAACUUGGUAAAUUCAAACAUUUUCAGUCA
Molecule: messenger RNA, 3187 nt
Organism: Heteronotia binoei (common prickly gecko)
Lineage: Eukaryota; Metazoa; Chordata; Lepidosauria; Squamata; Gekkonidae
Product: zinc finger protein 345-like
Exons: 3
Coding region: 210-2363 (717 amino acids)
Biological process (GO): regulation of transcription by RNA polymerase II
Molecular function (GO): RNA polymerase II cis-regulatory region sequence-specific DNA binding; DNA-binding transcription factor activity
Source: RefSeq, a predicted model, not a curated record